Eremomyces bilateralis CBS 781.70 is the source of this 1701-nucleotide messenger RNA. Its product is annotated as plus-3-domain-containing protein. Bases 1 to 1701 code for a protein of 566 amino acids. Lineage: Eukaryota; Fungi; Ascomycota; Dothideomycetes; Eremomycetales; Eremomycetaceae. Gene Ontology annotation, biological process: DNA replication. Gene Ontology annotation, cellular component: Cdc73/Paf1 complex; nuclear origin of replication recognition complex. The transcript is spliced from 4 exons. Gene Ontology annotation, molecular function: DNA binding; RNA polymerase II C-terminal domain phosphoserine binding. The record is from RefSeq and is a predicted model, not a curated record.
AUGUCGGAUGACGAUCUGGACGCGCAGCUCCUCGCGCUGGCCGCUGAUUCUCCCGACGCGGAAGGCGAACCCGCUGAUGAUAUUGUGUUACCUCCCGUCAUAGAAACCGGAGGUUCUUCUUCACCGCCUCCACAGACCGAACAAUUGAAACCAUCGGAAUCACCGAAUGGUCAACGAGGUGUGGCGACGAAGAAGGUUCCAACACAGAAUAAGGCGGCAAGGCGACAAAGUCAGGCAGAAGACCUGGAGUCGGAAGAAGAUGGAGAGGCAUCCUCGCCUGCACCAUCUCACAACUCACUCGGUUCGGGUGAUAUGAUCGAAUCUGAUUCCGAAGCCAUCAUCGACGAUCUAGACGACGACCUUGAGACAGAUAAACUUGUUUUCCCACUUGAAGGUAAAUAUCUCCACGAGAAAGACAAAGCCAUGAUUGAGGGACUCCCGGAAAUCGUGCGCGAGCAGAUCCUCGCCGAGCGAGCGGCGGAGGUCGAUCGGAAGACCCAGGACAUGCAGCUCCGCCGCCUCCUGCAACGCCGACGCGGCGAAGAAGCUCAACAGGCCGAGAAGAAGAAACGCAAGGCCGCCACCGCGGAAUUGGAAGAGGGUCCUCGUAAGAGCUCCCGAGCGAAGACCAAGGCGAGCGAGUCGCUGGAGAGCUACAAGCGUCAACGCGAACUUCGAAACCAACAACGUCGAACCGAUCAAGACCGUCGCGUCCGAGACCCCUCGCGAUCUCGCGAAUCUUCCGAACGGGAUGCCGAUGGCGAAAGUGACGUCGAAUGGGACUCGGGUGUUCGAACGGUCACCAGUGCACCGCAGCCGGAACUCAAGGAUUUCGAGAGGAUCCGUGUUGGUCGAUCCAACUUUGCCAAAGUGUGUUUCUAUCCCGGAUUCGAUGAGGCCAUCGCCGGUUGCUUCUGUCGCGUCAACGUGGGCCUUGAUCCUGUCACCCGCCAGAAUGUCUAUCGGAUGGCUCAGAUCAAAGGAUUCUCCACAGGCAAGCCGUACAAGAUGGAAGGUCCUACUGGUCCUUUCAUGACCGAUCAAAUGGCAAUCCUUACCUACGGGAAAUCGGACAAGUCGUGGCCCUUCGUGUCUUGCUCCGAUUCCAAGUUCACCGAAGUUGAAUACCAACGUUGGCUGCGAGUCUGCGAAGCCGAAGGGGCCAAGAUCCCCAAGCUCUCCUACCUUGAAGCGCGUUGCGACGGCAUCCACAAACUCCUCAACCACACCUGGACCGACUCUGAAAUCAACGAGAAGAUCCGCCGCCAGGACAAAUACGACAUCAACGAAUACGACAAGUCCGCGCGCAACGGCGCCACUAAAGUCGACCGCCUCGCCGCGAUCAACGAACGCAACCGCAAAGCCAACGCCGAGGAAGUCCGCCGCGCUCUCGUCCACCAACGCAAACGCGAACUCGCCGCUCGCGAAGUCGCCGGCACGAAAGCGAAGGCCAAGGAAGAGGAGCAGAAGGCGUUGCUAGAGAAGGAGCAGCGGGAGAAGAAGGGGGGGUUGCUGGCGCCCAAGGACGAGCUCUUCGGGGACGGGAGCGAUGUUAGCCGCACGGCCACUCCCGCAGCGCGGUCAGGUGCGAGCACGCCGGCGCCGAAGAAGGAGCGAAAGGGAUUACCCGGGUUCGCGAGGGUGAAGAUGGACGAUGAGAUUAUCGGGGAGUUGGACUUUGGGAUUGAUGUGGAUAUCUGA